Molecule: messenger RNA, 2562 nt
Organism: Anopheles aquasalis
Lineage: Eukaryota; Metazoa; Arthropoda; Insecta; Diptera; Culicidae
Source: RefSeq, a predicted model, not a curated record
AUGGCCUUUGAUGACGCGCCAUCGACAUCGCGCGCGGGUGAUGAGACGCGCGAAGCGAGUGAGGUGUUACGGGAAAUCGCGCGCAUGCGUCGCGAGCUCGAGGAGCAGCGCAACAAAACUCAAAAUGCGCCUCGUCCGCACCCGGAAGCGGGAACAUCGACCGCGCGUCCCGCGCAGCCAGCUUCGUCGGGCAUGCUAAGAGAGCUCGAGGAUCUACGACGCAUGCUGCAGGAGCAAGAAAGGACCAACCAGCGUCUUCUCCAAAGCGGUAUCGACGAGCGGCGCGUGAGGUCAUCGACCAGGCAUGCAUCCGCCUGGGACGAAUGGGGCGAUCUCAGCCGAAGCCAGGUCGCUGCUCGGCAUGUGGCGGCGGGAAAGUUGCCAAAAUUCUCCGGGAACCCCGAGGACUGGGGAAACUUCAAAUCGCGGUUCGAGACGUCGACGAGGAUGUGCGGCUACUCGGACGACGAGAACACGAUUCGGCUUCAGGAAAGUUUAUCGGGCCGUGCACUGAAAGCUGUACAAUGUCGGCUGUACAACCCCGAAAAUGUUCGUGAAGUGAUGGAAACGUUGGAAAGGAUGUUUGGUCAACCGGAGACGAUCAUAGGUAACAUCAUCCGGCAAAUAAGACAGGCUCCGGCGCCCAAGUUGGACCGUCUCCAGUCCGUGAUCGACUACGGUAUCGCCGUAGAAGAGUUGUGCGCGACCGUAAAGAACAGCGGAUUGCACGAGUACACCUAUAACGCUACACUGCUGCAGGAACUAGUGGAUCGCCUGCCACCAACGCUUCGCCUUGAGUGGGGUCGACGCAAGAUGACACUACCACACUCUGGCUCACUAAAACACUUCGGAGUCUGGAUGAAGGAAACCACGGAUGCCGCCAUUGCCGUUACCCCGCCAGUGCAAGCGGCGAACGGACGAGUGUUUGCUCACCAUGAGCCGAACGACGACGAUGACGGGCACUCAGACAGAUGCCCGAUGUGCGAGAAGCCCUCCUGUGAGAAAGGGCCUAGAUGCGACGCGUUCAUAUCCAAAAACAUCAACGACCGCUGGAACCUUGUACGCCUGCAUAAGCUCUGCAGAACUUGUUUGCACAAGCACAACGGCAAAUGCCGUAAGGACGACAAAUGCACUGUCGACGACUGUGGUCGAUUUCACCACACUUUACUUCACGACACCAGCGGUAAAGCGAACGCGCCCGUUCACACCCACACUAGCGAUCCGGACACAUUACUGCGUUACGCGCCGGUCAUUCUGCACGGGCAGAACGGAGCCACCGUACGAACGUAUGCGUUGCUGGAUGAGGGUUCAUCGGUCACGUUGAUGGAUCGUUCGUUGAUCGAUGAAUUAAUGUUGCACGGACAACCCAGUCCACUGUGCCUUAGCUGGACCGGGGACCUGUCGCGCAACGAAGAUGAUUCCGUAACGGUAACGGUUGGAAUUUCUGGCUCAAGCGAGAACGCAAAGGUGUACGAAAUACGACGAGCCCGCACCGUCAAGAAACUGAGCUUGCAAGAGCAAACCCUCGAAGCGGCAGUGCUGAGCAACGACUAUGAGCACCUCAGCGACGUGAAGGCGGAAAGUUACGAUAACGCACGUCCCCGGAUUCUGAUCGGGAUGGAUAACUAUCAUCUCACUUAUCCGCUCAAGGUUGCAGAAGGGAGAGUGGGCGAACCGAUCGCCACCAAAACCCGUCUUGGGUGGGUCAUCGGUGGCAGCCGUGAGUGCGUACUACCAUCCGAAGCGCCAUUAGCAAGCAACGUACACAACUGCCGCUGUGAGGAGUUCACCAUUGCAGCCGACGACGCUAUUCGGAGAUGCUUCACGGCGUUAGAUGAUUGCUACCAGCCGAAGGAGAAGUUGAUCUCCUCAGAGAACGCGAGGGCUCUGGCCAUCCUGCAGUCAUCCACGAAACUGAACGACACUCGAUUCGAAACUGCCCUGCUGUGGCGGUCUGACGACGUAAAAUUACCCAACAAUCGCGAGAUGGCGAUCAAAAGGCUCGAGUGCCUAGAACGAAGGAUGCAGCGAGACCCCCGGCUAGGUGAAGCAGUUAAGGAAAAGAUCAGGGACUAUCUAGCGAAGGGCUACGUGCGCAAGUGCACCCUCGAGGAGUUGCGCACGAAGGAACCGCUCCCUCGAAAAUGGUUCCUUCCAAUUUUCACCGUCACCAAUCCCAACAAGCCGGGAAAAGGAGGCUUUCAGCUACACAACUGGCUAUCGAACUCCGCUGCCUUUAUGUCCGCAUUCGACAAAGACUCUGGCACAGCACAACGAAAGGCAAUCGACGGGAGCCAGCACUCGAGUACGGACAAGAUCCUCGGCAUGUGGUGGGACCGAGACACCGACACCUUCGGGUUCAAACUAAACAGUCGCCGAAAAGAGGAGAUGCUGAGAGUACAAAAGCAACCCACGAAGCGGCAGCUGCUCAGCAUUCUGAUGAGCCUAUUUGAUCCCCUCGGUCUCAUCGCUGGAUAUCUGCUCUACCUGAAGAGCCGUACGCCGCGUUCGCAACAACUGCGCAUACUGCAUACUGAAAUCAAGAAUGCCCGAAAACCCUGA